GACAUCCAAAAUGGCUGUUCGUACCCGAAGAUAAGCGACAAUUGAGGUUGGACGUAAAAAUUGUUUGUGGCUAGUACGUAAAAAAAAUAUUGCACUAAAGAAGUGAAAGCGAAGUUAAAAAGUUGUUCAGUUCAUUGAAAUGCACUUAUUUGGCCACUGUGGAUGUCAUACAAAUGUAGUAAGUGGGAAAAAUUUGUCGACGGUCAUGAAAUAUUGCCUCAGAUUUCAACGCCAUAUAUCGUCGUGAAGUGCUGCAAAAUUUCCCCCUUCGACCCGGGUUGAAAAUUCGAAGUUCAACAUUUGAUACUAAAAGUUGGCAACACUGUAGGCAAUUACGAAAAGACAAAAUGGCGAUUUUCGACAAAUGACUUGUGAAUGGGAGACGAGGACGACGUGAAAUUUUGUGCUGCGUUGGAGAAAAAUUUUCAAUAUAGAAUUUUCAGAUUUGAAGUGAAAUUUUUUGAAGAAAUAUAACGAAUAUUACUAAAUUAGUGUAUGUUUGAUGUCUUCUUUAAGAAAAAGGUGUGUGCUGAGACAAAAAUAUCAUGAACCAGGAACACAAUGAAUCCCUCAAUAGUAUAGGACCGGAAGAAAAUGAUGAUAAUCAAGAAGAACAAAACGCGUCUGGCAGUGGUAGCCUAAGUUCUUCAGGAUCUGAUUCUGAUUCAGACAGCUCAACUUCAUCUUCAAACUCGAGCCGAAGACAUAGUUCUCCUGAUCGUGAGUCACAUGACAGCGACCAAAGCUAUGAUAGCGGUGACAAUGCCCAGGAUGGUCAAACCCAACAACAAAGAAAAGCCCGCAGAGUUACAUCGGCCGAAAGUGGGCCAGCAGCAGAUGGUUUGCCGCCCACAGCUGCAGCAGCUCAAGAGGAUACAAAAACUAACGGCUACUCCGAUGACAACGAAUCAGACAGCGAUUCGAAUUCGGACACUAAUUCAGACAGCAAUGAAGAAGAAGAUGAGGAACAUCGGGGUGAAGAAAUUGAGAAAGAUGUUGCCAAAUCCACCCGCAAUCUUACUAACAACACCUCAGCCACAUCUAAUACAACCACAACUACAUCUACGGAUAAUAAUACCUCAAAUACAACAAAUGAUGGGGAUGAAGAUUCCCAAGAUGAAGAUGCAAGUGUUGAGGAUGAGUGUAAUGGAAACGAGAGCACAAGCAGCAAGAGAAGGGCCGGUAAAAUGGCAGCAACGAAAUCGUGUUCAAAGAUGGUAUCUCAGUCAUCCUUAGCUACAAAAGCUUUGUCUAAAAAUAGAACUCAAAAUGAAGGCGAUGACGCCGUUGAUGAUGAUGACGCCGAAGCAUCAGAAUCUGGUGCAUCUGCUGAUAAAAGUUCUUCGUCAGCCGCUCAGUCACCAACUUGCAGCAGUAGCAGUAGUAGCGAAGACGAUGAGGAUGACUACCAGCCUAAACGUAGCACGCGCACAGCAAGAAAGACGCAAGCUGUAUCAUCAAACGAGAAGGCCACAAAAAAGGCAGCCAAAAAAAGGAAGAAGCAAAAUUGGGACUCAGAUGAAAGUGACGAAAGUGAAGCGGAUAGCGGUUUAUCAGCACCACAAAGACGAAAAGCGAACUCAAAGGCUGGCCAUGCCAAAGCAUCACAACGUCGCGGAAAAAAGGCUUCCUAUUCUAGCGACGAAAGUGAUGAUGGUGAGGAAGACAGCAAACGGUUUGGAACACGUCGAACUGCUGCAGCGGUCAGCUACAAAGAAGCUUCUGAAGACGAGAAAACAGAUUCAGAAGAUUUGUUAGAGGUUGAAUAUGAUGAGAGUCAAGCGGCAGCAGCUGAAGAGGAGGAGAAAUGUGAGACAAUCGAGCGUAUAUUAGCGAAACGUCAAGGUCGCAAAGGCUGUACUGGAAAUCCAACAACAAUUUAUGCCAUAGAGGAACAGGGGGCCGAUCCUAAUGAUGGGGUCGAUGAGAAUGAUCUGGCGAAUACUGAAACACAGUAUUUGAUUAAAUGGAAAGGAUGGUCGUAUAUACAUAACACAUGGGAGUCAGAGACAACUUUACGGGAGCAAAAGGUCAAAGGCAUGAAAAAACUUGAUAACUUCGUUAAAAAGGAACAAGAUAUUGAAUAUUGGCGUCGUUAUGCCGGUCCUGAAGAUAUCGACUACUUUGAAUGCCAAUUAGAAUUACAAAACGAUUUGCUCAAGUCGUACAAUAAUGUGGAUCGCAUUAUAGCGCGUAAUGAGAAGCCAGACGGUAUGUCAGAAUAUCUCUGCAAAUGGCAAUCGCUACCAUAUGCAGAAGCCACUUGGGAAGAUGGUGUAUUAGUUCAACGCAAAUGGCAACGUUGCGUAGAACAAUAUGAAGAGCGUGAAAUAUCCAAGUGUACACCGUCACGGCAUUGUAAGGUGCUCAAGUAUCGUCCGAAAUUCUAUAAAAUCCGCGAACAACCCGAUUUUUUGACCGAAGGUUUAACUUUACGUGAUUAUCAAAUGGACGGUUUAAAUUGGUUAUUACACUCAUGGUGCAAGGAGAACUCCGUCAUACUUGCCGAUGAAAUGGGUCUUGGUAAAACCAUACAAACCAUCUGCUUUUUGUAUUCUUUAUUUAAAGUUCAUCACUUAUAUGGGCCAUUUCUGUGCGUAGUACCGUUAAGUACUAUGACAGCGUGGCAACGUGAAUUUGAUCUCUGGGCGCCCGAUAUGAAUGUGGUGACAUAUUUGGGUGAUGUGAAAUCACGGGAAAUGAUACGCCAAUAUGAGUGGCAAUUUGAUGGCUCGAAAAGACUGAAAUUUAAUUGCAUUCUAACCACAUAUGAGAUUGUGCUGAAGGAUAAGCUUUUCCUCGGCACCUUGCAAUGGGCUGCAUUGCUAGUUGACGAAGCGCAUCGCUUAAAAAACGACGACUCUUUGCUAUAUAAAUCUCUGAAAGAAUUUGAAACAAAUCAUCGUCUACUAAUCACAGGCACACCAUUGCAAAAUUCCCUCAAAGAACUAUGGGCUUUGCUUCACUUCAUUAUGCCCGAUCGAUUUGUUACUUGGGAAGAUUUUGAAGUAGAACAUGGGAAUGCUGCAGAUAAAGGGUAUACUAAAUUGCAUCAGCAGCUUGAACCAUAUAUUUUACGUCGCGUUAAAAAGGAUGUCGAGAAGUCGUUGCCAGCAAAGGUAGAACAAAUAUUGCGAGUCGAAAUGACAUUACUUCAAAAACAAUACUACAAGUGGAUUUUGACGAAAAACUUCGAUGCCUUGCGCAAAGGUAAAAAGGGUUCUACGUCAACAUUCUUAAAUAUUGUCAUUGAAUUGAAGAAAUGUUGCAACCAUGCUGCACUUAUACGGCCAUCAGAGUUCGAAUUGAUAGGUCUGCAGCAGGAGGAGGCACUGCAGACAUUAUUGAAAGGGUCCGGAAAAUUGGUACUUUUAGAUAAGUUGUUGUGCCGUCUGAAAGAGACUGGCCAUCGUGUGUUGAUUUUCUCGCAGAUGGUACGUAUGCUGGACGUGCUUGCUGAUUACUUGCAAAAACGUCAUUUUCCUUUUCAACGUCUCGAUGGUAGCAUAAAGGGUGAAAUGCGGCGUCAAGCCUUAGACCAUUUCAAUGCGGAAGGCAGUCAGGACUUUUGUUUUCUAUUGUCUACACGUGCUGGUGGAUUGGGUAUUAAUUUGGCAACGGCAGAUACAGUUAUAAUCUUUGAUUCGGAUUGGAAUCCCCAAAAUGAUUUGCAGGCACAGGCACGUGCACAUCGGAUUGGCCAGAAAAAUCAAGUAAAUAUUUAUCGGUUGGUAACGGCGCGUUCUGUUGAAGAGCAAAUUGUAGAGCGAGCGAAACAGAAAAUGGUACUUGAUCAUCUUGUCAUACAGCGUAUGGAUACAACAGGUCGUACAGUUUUAGAUAAAAGUGGUGCGAGUUCAUCAAAUGCUACACCCUUCAAUAAAGAUGAUUUGUCAGCAAUUUUGAAGUUUGGCGCCGAGGAAUUAUUCAAAGACGAACAGGAAAAUGAUGAUGAAUUGGUAUGCGAUAUCGAUGAAAUCUUACGCCGUGCAGAAACUCGCAAUGAAGAUCCAGAAAUGCCUGGAGACGAUUUGUUAUCUGCAUUUAAGGUUGCCAGUAUAGCGACCUUUGAGGAGGAACCUAGUGAGGCGGCUAAAGACGAUGACAAUUUGGGUGGUGAGGAAGAAGAUACCAAAGACUGGGAUGAUAUAAUACCCGAGGAUUUUCGAAAGAUAGUCGAAGACCAAGAACGCGUCAAAGAGAUGGAAGACUUGUAUUUACCACCACGGCGAAAGACCGCAGCAGCCAAUCAGGACUCCAACGCGUCGGGUAAACGUACCGGGAAGAAGAGCCAUGCAGACGAAUCAGGCGCGGACUCGGAGUAUGAAGUUGGCUCGGAUGCCAGCGGAGAAGAUGGUCGGCCGAAAAAGCGUGGUCGUCCUACCAACAAGGAGAAGAUAAUUGGCUUUACUGAUGCUGAAAUACGACGCUUUAUUAAGUCAUACAAGAAAUUUCCAGCACCGCUCGAGCGCCUAGAAGCGAUUGCUUGUGAUGCUGAGCUGCAAGAGAAGCCAUUGACAGAAUUAAAGAGGAUUGGUGAAAUGCUACACGAUCGAUGUGUACAAUUCCUCGAAGAACACAAAGAUGACCCACCAGCUACACCUAAAAUUGUUGCUGACGACACGGUAGCGGCGAAGCAGAGACGUACUCGUGCAACAUAUUCCGUAAAAUUGGGCGGUGUUUCAUUUAAUGCCAAAACGCUGCUAUCUUGUGAAGAGGAACUAAAGCCACUCAACGAUAUUGUACCAAAUGCAAGUAGUGAGCGGCUUAGUUGGCAAUUAAAUAUUAAAACUCGACCUGCGAAUUUCGACACGGACUGGGGUGUUGAGGAGGACUCCAAAUUGCUAUGUGGCAUUUAUCAAUAUGGCAUUGGUUCAUGGGAGCAAAUGAAAAUGGAUCCAAGUCUGAAGUUGACAGAGAAAAUACUCUCCAACGAUGCACGAAAACCACAAGGCAAGCAUUUGCAAUCACGGGCGGAAUACUUAUUAAAAAUUAUUAAAAAGAACGUAGAACUGAAAAAAGGAGUCCAACGCAAGCAACGCAAACCGCGUAAGCCGCGCGAGGCAAAAAUUAGCGGUACUGCUGUCGGAGGUACGGCUGUAUCGGUGACACCCGAACGAAAACCCAGAAACAUAUCUGAGACCCACAUUGGCGAUGACGCAUCACAAUCCGCUCACGAAGGUGCGGAACGUAAGCCACGUUCACGCGAUAGUACAUCAAAAGCUGAAACUGCUGAGCAUGAUGCUAUCGCUAAUACUACAGAGUCUACAGAUGCUACCUCAGCGACAGCUAUGAAGAAAAAAUCUAAACGUAGCUCUGGAAAGGAAGGCAAGACUGGUGCUCGUACGAAGAAAUCAAAUGCUUCUGAAUCGGCGGCGAAUAACAAGCCCAUGCAUUUUACAGCAAAUAAUGAGCCACGUGCACUUGAAGUGCUUGGUGAUCUUGAUCCUACUAUAUUUAACGAGUGCAAAGAGAAAAUGCGACCGGUUAAAAAAGCGUUAAUUGCGCUUGACCGGCCAGACACAAGCCUUUCCAAUCAAGAACAAGUGCGGCACACACGCGAAUGCCUACUAUCCAUUGGGCGUCAAAUCGAUGCUUGUUUAGAAGCAUAUAAAGAGCCCGAAAAGAAAGAGUGGCGCAGUAAUUUGUGGUAUUUCGUUUCGAAAUUUACAGAGUUCGAUGCGAAAAAAUUGUUUAAGUUGUACAAGCACACUUUGAAGAGUACAGAGGAAACAGGGGGCGUAACUGGUGGUGCUAGUGGGAGUGGUGUUGCGAGUGUUCCGAGCUCAACAGAGAAAAGUGCCAAGGCGAAUUCCCAAUCGCCCACAAAACGUGCACGCAGCGAUGCCAAGGUGCAGCAUGAAAAUGGCAUUACAGCUGUUACUGAGAAAAAGAAGAAGAAAAGGGAUAAGGAUAAGACAAAAGAAAAAGAUAAAAUUCGUGAUAAAACCGAAAGACAUAUCGGCCCAGCUGGAACUACAGCGAGUACGGAUAAAUCAAAACGAUCGUCAGGCUUAGAAUCGCCGAUGAAGAGGAAGCGGGAUGAAAAUGACGUAGGUGGUGGAAAUGCCAUCGACGGAAAAGGCACACCAUACAAACGCCAGAAUAUGAACGCUGUUAACAGAAGCCGUGAUCGCAACGAUGAGCGCAAGAAAAUUUACGGUGGUGAUGGCUCUGGUCCUCCAGUUCGUGGAAGCGGAACCAGUUGCAUACCGCCUGUUGGUAGCGGCGAUCGACGAAAUUCUAUGAAUUCACCGUCAACUCCAAAUAAUCGUGGCAUACAUGGUGUUAACGCACGACUACCGUCGAAUAUCGCGGGUACGCCUGCUGGAGUUGCAAGCAGUGGAACUUACAGCACGCCUGCUGGUGCAGGUGAAGCGCGUAACAUGUCAUCACCUUACAUGGAUGGCAACGACCGGUGGGGCCAUGGACGUGAUAGGUACGGUAACUCGGAUUACAAACGAGAUCGUUACGAAAAUUACGGUGGUCGAAAUAGCAGCGGUGGUGGUUAUCAUCGGGAUCAUCGCGAUCGGGAUAGAGAUCGGAGACCCGAUAAAAGACGCUAUCAUCCAGCUCAUGUGCCACCACCCCCACUUUCGUAUGCCGGUUAUCACAUGCCUCCCAACUAUUACAUGGGCAAUGGGGGCUUGCCUCCUGGAGCAGCACCGCCACAUGGCCAAUAUCGCGGAGAUACACGCUAUGCAUCUGCAGGUGAUUGGCCGCGCGACAAUCGCAUGGAUUUCCCGCCAGAUUAUCGAAGAGGGGACUACGAUCGACGGCCGCAAACAUAAACUCCCUGCCAAUUCAUCACUAGCACUUUAUUGCAAACAUUUUUUUUACUGUGUUAUGAUCAUAAUUUCUCGUCAUAUGUCUAUAGUUACUAAAAUGCUAAAAACGCAAAGAACAAGCCGAAACUAUUGGAUAAGUGGAUAUAAAAAAUAAAGCAUAAGUUAGUUUUCUUAACUUUAAAAUAUUUAUAAAUCUGUAAAAAGUAAAGUAGUCGUAAACUUAUUUAAUCACAUCCAAUAAAAAAUUCCAAAUUGGAAUUUAGAAUAUUGUAAUAUUAUAUUUAAUUUAAUUCGAACUCAACUCUAAAAUAUAUACGUACUUGUCUAUAAAUUAAAGCGCCAACACAAUUUUUACUUCUGCAUCAAUCCAUACACCAAACAUAUUAACGCAUAUGUAUAAAAAAGUGGGUGAUGUAAAUUAGUUAAUUAGUCUUUAAUGAGUAGAUUUAAACAAUGUGUGUAAUGAAUUAAAAAAUAUUAAUUAUUUUGUAUUUAUAUGAAAUGUUAAUAAGUUUUAUUGUAGCCUUAAUUACUUUGCUCUAUAUCUGUAGCCAACUGAUAUAAUAUUACUAGUUAACGUGUAAGUUUAUAAGAACAAAAAACUUAAAAAUAACAUAAAGCAACAAAUACAUUUUGUUAAGCUGUAAUUAGACUUGUACAGAUGAAAAAAUAUAACUUUAUCGUUUUUAAACUAAUUUCAACAACUAGAUAUUAGGUCUAAGCAACAGAAUCGCAUAGGUAACAUUAUUUUUUUAAUAGUUUGAUUUUUUGUUUGGUUUAGUUACAGUCGCAUUGUUGAAACGCAUGUGAUUGGAAUUCGGUAAAAUAAAAAUGAAUAAAUAUAAAAUUAAUUAUAACAUA
This is a messenger RNA of Anastrepha ludens (Mexican fruit fly), 7649 nucleotides long. It is a transcript of the gene Chd1, whose product is annotated as chromodomain-helicase-DNA-binding protein 1. Bases 546 to 6791 code for a protein of 2081 amino acids. The record is from RefSeq and is a predicted model, not a curated record. Gene Ontology annotation, molecular function: chromatin binding; ATP-dependent chromatin remodeler activity; DNA binding. The transcript has 9 exons. Gene Ontology annotation, biological process: regulation of transcription by RNA polymerase II; nucleosome organization. NCBI's taxonomy places the organism in Eukaryota, Metazoa, Arthropoda, Insecta, Diptera, Tephritidae. Gene Ontology annotation, cellular component: nucleus; chromatin.